CGGAUGCUUUGUUGGGCUCGAAUGAUUUGUCAGAUGAAGUAAAGGAUACGCCCCCUGAGCGCGCUUUGGGCUAAAAAAUGGACAACUCCUUUGUGGAAGAAGUGGCUGCAUCACUGGUGAGGGAAUUUCUCAGUAGAAAGGGAUUGAAGAAAACCAUCAGUACCAUGGACCGAGAGCUUCCACGUUCUGCGCUUAGCAUCAAUAACAGGAAUGAACUUCGAAACAUCCUACAUUUGCACUCCUUGUACAAACAGAACAAGGCAAAGGAGAACCCACUUAAAACACUUCUUGAAAUUAUUACUAAUUACUUCCUUGAGCACCGUGGGACCUCCAAAAUCACCAGUUCAAGUUCAGCUCUGUCAGCUCCUGAAAGUAAGAGCUCAACAUCUUAUCCACCUGACUUCUCAGAGGAAGAUCAUGCAUUUGGGAGUGCCAGUAUGCCUGAUGAGAGCAAAACUCAAACCUCCAGAUACCAUGUUGAGAAUCCACUAGAUAAAAUCCUUUCAUCCAGAAAACAGCAGCACAAAAGUGAAAAAUGCCAUGCGGAGACAAUAUGCAAUAGCCAAUUAACCUCUGAUGGGGAUAAGAAGUUAAAAGAUAGUCAAGAAGAUUUAAAAGCAACAAUGAUUUCUGAAGAGCUUCAAGCUACAGUGAAGGACAAGCACAGGCCCAGGUCUGGUCUCAUUGUCAGAGGAAUGAUGGCUGGACCAAUAGCAAGUUCACCAGAGGAUCUGCAAAAAAGGAGGCUUUCAAAACGCUCCACUAGCAUAAGCAGCACAGCACAGCUCAAGGGUGAAAAACAGGAAGGAAAUGACCUGAGUGUCCCAAGCAUUGAUUCUCAAGAAAGUAAAGAAUCUUCAACACAAGUAAAUACAGAGUUUGCAUCAAGGACUUUGUCAGGCUCACACACAAUUUCAGCUUCUGAAAAACUAAGAAACAUCCCCAGGGAUACAGAUGACUCUUUUGCCAAACUGCUCUCUGAAAGAGGGAAGACGAAGACAGAAGAAAGAAAAUCAGUUCCAAGCUUUUGUACAGAAAGCAGUGAAAAAAGCCUUAAAGUGGGUGCCUCUCACAGACAUUCAGGGACUGGAAGAGAGAAGAGAGAAAGGGCCCUCAAGAAAAGUGAGAAUUGGUUGUCAGGCCUCAGGAAGUCUCCAACACCUACUUGGAAUAAAGAAGACCGGAUGAAAGAUGUCCUAGAAUUAGUUGAUGUUGAGGAUGAAGCAACAACUGGAGAACUCAGUAAGAAUCUGAAUCUUUCAACACUGCAUAUGCUUCAAGAAGUAUCAGUAUCAAAGCCAAUUGAUAUCUCUCUUGCAAAAGAAUUAAAAAAUCUUUUGUUUGGCUCCAGUCUUUGUUGCUUCAGUGAAGAAUGGAAAAUACAGAGUUUUACAUUUAAUAACAUACCUCAGUUAAAAUAUGGCAUUGUGCAAAAAAAGGGUGGCCCAUGUGGAGUACUGGCAGCAGUUCAAGCGUGUGUCCUACAGCAGCUUAUCUUUGGAGACAGUAACAGGAAUAAAGACGCUCGCUGUCUUCAGCCUUCAGAAGUGCACAGGACCAAAUGCCUCACCAUAGCUCUUGCAGACAUACUGUGGCGUGCAGGAGGCAAUGAAAAAGCAGUUGUGGCACUGCCAUCAGGAAGACAGCAGUUCACUCCCAUAGGAAAAUACAAGGCAGAUGGAAUCUUAGAAACUCUAAUACUGCAUAGUGCCACAAGAUAUGAAGAUCUGAUUGUACUUCUUCAGCAGAAUAUUCACCAGUUUGAAAUUGGCCCCUGUGGAUGCAUUCUUCUGACUGUGUCUGUCAUCUUAUCAAGAUCUAUCAAUCUGGUGCGCAAUGAUUUUGAUGUGCUUACGAACCGUUUGAUCGGCAGCCAUGGCUAUUGUACUCAGGAAUUAGUGAACUUGCUUUUGACUGGCAAAGCUGUGUCCAAUGUUUUCAAUGAUGUGAUAGAGCUGAAUUCUGGAAAUGGAAAUGUCACAAUCUUGAAAGGCAUCACAAGCCGCAGUGAUAUUGGUUUGCUGUCUCUCUUUGAGCACUACGAUGUUUGCCAGGUUGGUUGUUACUUGAAGACCCCUAAAUACCCAAUUUGGUUGGUGUGCAGUGAAAGCCACUUCAGUGUGCUUUUUUGUUUGGAAAAGGAUUUACUAGGUGACUGGAAAACAGAACGGAGAUUUGAUCUAUAUUAUUAUGAUGGCUUGGCCAACCAGGAAGAGGAAAUACGGUUAACAGUUGACACAACUCAGAUGUUCACUGAAGAUAAAGAAAAUGAUCUUACUCCUCCUCUUGAGCACUGCAUUAGAACAAAGUGGCAAGGAGCUGUUAUUGACUGGAAUGGCACAGAACCAAUCUUGUGACUGACCUGACCCGCACUUUAUUUGUAAAGAGAAAAAAAGGAAAUGACGGAACUAGCACAUUCCUAUUCCCACCAAUACAGGAAAUAGGACAAGAGCUAUGCCAUUUACGAUGAGGAAGAAUGACAUGGUUGUGUUCAGGCUGGAAGAGUUUCACCUCAUUCACCUCAUGCUUCGGAUAUUUUGCUUAUAAUAUAAACAACACUUACAUAAAUUCUUUGUGGCUGGCUUUAACAUACGGUUUCUGAGUGUAGACUGAAUUUCCCAUGCCAAAUGAUGGUUAGAGAUGAAGCAGUGAAGUUGUCAAUGUCCCCUUGAGGUCUCUUUCUGGAUUCACCCUGUAUACUGCAAUUGUUUCCAAAAAUCUAAUGAAAGAACCUGAACCCAUUUCUGUCACUGUACUUGCCUUCUCUGUGUCGCCUAGUUCUCCACCUACAACACUCCAGCACAAGUAUAAAAUGUCAAGAAAUAUAUAUAUUCACCUUGUUACCUUAUAUUAGUAAGUCUCAUUUUGCACUCAAUGUAUUGGUGAUCACAUGGACUUUUCAGAUAAAGCCAGACCCACACAAAGUUUUUGUGUUAUAAAAUUUGCAGUAAAGCUUGUGGUUUUCUGUUAACAGAACAUACUAGUAUGUUCCUUAUUCUGGGUGCAAUUCUGCGGUGCACAGUGCCUCACACUGAUGUGGUUCAUUUCCUUUCUGGACAGGAGAAAGAUGUUUAAAUAUCUUUACUUUUAUAUCAGUGUAACUGCUUAUACUCUAGGUUUUAUUUACACCAAAGUGCUAGAUAAGAUUUGCGGUUUGCUUUUUCAUUAUCACAAGAAAACAGAAAUGCUGUCAGGUUUGAAAUGUAAAGAGUACCUGUCUGUGAUAGAUACUGUUUUUCAUGAUUAAAUAAAAUGCAUGUGUGAAAAUGGUGUACUGUGGAGAUGCACCAUGAGGUACCAAAAGAUCAGUUUGUAUUAUGAAUUGAAUUCUUUAUUUUGGCAACAAUUUACUAAAAUUGGAACAAGUUACUGAAGACUAGAAAAAAUGCUUUGGAAAAAAAAUAUUUGCUAGCAGAAAAGCUGCAGAUAAAUGAUGUUUCUGGAAUUAUUUGUCUCUCUUAAAAGUACGUAUUUCAUGAGAGUUUAAUACACGACUUUUACUUGCUGAUAUUUAUCAUAGCACCUUCUUCCUAGUCAAUAUGAAAACUUUGAGUCCAGAUAAACUAGUUGCUAUUUUCAAAAUCAAUUUCCAACAGAAAUUAAAUAUCCUACUGUGUGUAGCCUAGAGAUAUAAAACAGUCUGUACAAAUACAAAUUUCAGGGAAUCAGCACUUAUUAUAGAUUUGGAAACUGACUUGAAUAUAAACCAUAACAUACUACCAGAAAAGUUCAGUCUGUGAAUGUACGUCUCCCGCUUUGCUUCCCAUUUACAUCAAGAUAUCUAUAUGCAGUAAAGCAUACCAGAGUUACAGUUAUUUCAAUUUUAUUUGAUUCAGUGUAAUGUAAUUUGUUUGUUUUAGAUCAGAUAUGCAAACUUCCUUCUUUACACUUUCUGAGAUGAAGAUCUCCCAUUCAGCCUCGAAGCCAUAGACAGCAUCAGAUUCCUGACUCAGAGCCCAAUCCUGACUCUCCUAGAGGAAAAUUACAUUACUCCCUUCAUCUCAGUGUAUUUAGGGAUAUGUUUGUACUGUCAGCUGUAGGUGGACUCAAGACUGCCUUUAGGAUGCAUUCAUCUAAACUUCAAGCCCACCAGUUCCUUGGUAAGACAUUGCCUCAGUGAGCUUCAGUAUUUCUGGGAGUUGGAGAUCCCAAAUAUUCAAGGAUCCCAGAUCCAGACCUUUCACUAAUAUGGCUUGAAAAAUCACAGACAUAAUGGUGGCUGAGUGUGGUGUCAGCCAGUCUACCAGCCUGCGUUAAACCUUUGCUCCUUUUGAUUUUUUUUUUUUUUAUGAACUACAGUCCACACUUUGUUUCAUGGUGCAAAUAUAGUCUGAUUUUCCCAGCUGCAUCACAGGGCAGCUAUAACAUAAAAUAAGAUUUUUCACAGAAUGCAUUUGGACAGAAAAUAGUGGAGAGAUGAAAAUUCCUUUCUGUAUUUUUCAAUCUAUUAAACCUACACCAUUUGCUUUAAAGCACUGCUUUAAACUAUGUCAGUUUGGAGACGACCUUCCACUCCCAGAUGGAAGAGCAGUGAACGAACAUAAGUAUUCCCCUGGGGAGGAAGGGAGCUGCCUUGUUACAGCCCUGAUUUCAUCUGACUAAAAUAUGGAUGUCUCCAGUGCAGAUGUGCUUGGAGGAGCUGUUUCUCUGGGCUACCUUUAGAGUUGAAACAGGUAGUAAGGUGUGAUUUAUCUUUGCUUUUGGGCAAGAAGAAUUAUGCUCCAGACUAUAGGAUUAUAAACUGAGUAUACCCGGAGCCCAAGGGGAUUGCCUUGGAUCAGCUUCACCCUUAAAGAUGUAAGGAUUCUUCAGGGCAUAACAAAGAGUUCAAGAUUAAUGAAUAGACAUGGAAAUGGAUUAUAUUUUUUUGCUUAUCUUGAAGCAUAAAUGAAGAUCAGAGGGAGCCCUGAACUCUGAUUCUCUUUUUAAAACAGGCUGCAAAGACUUUUGAGGCUCCUUCCUCACUGGUUAUGAAGAAUAUUUUUGUUGAAUAUUAAUUUCGAUUACAGCAGAAUCCCAGUGAGCCAAAUCUUUCAUAUUCAUUAUCUGUAAUUAUGCCCCCAUAUAUUUGUUAUGCAAAGUCUACUGUCUGCCAUCUGUUUAAGAUGAUCUAACUCAAGAUUCACCUGUGCUCUCACUCACGGAGGCAGAAAUAAAACACUUGGACCAAAAACACCACCGCUGUAGGGUAAUUCCACCAAGCUUGAGCACAGCAUUGCUAAGUCCCUUCCACCAUCUUUGCUCCUGGAGCCUACAGGCAGUACCUGCCUUCUCCAUGGCUCAGUGACACUGCCCUUACUAGGCAGGAGAGAUGGCUUAUGAGAUUUACUAAGGCAUCUUUCAGUAAAGAGGAAAUGUGUAACCAAAAUACUCAUGUACAGCUACCUCUUCUGCAGAAACAAACAAACCAACCAACCCUGAAACUAAGACAAAACAAAAAAACAACCAACCAAACCAAACCAAACCAAAUAAACAAAAAAAAAGGAAAAAAAAAAAAAACUGAGCACUGCCUCUCUCACUUUCUGCAUCAAGAAAAAGACUCAUAUAUUUCAGUUUGAUAGCAAAACACAAGAGGUUAAGAUAUCACAGAGCUUUUUCAAUCAAACGAACAGGCAAGACAAUACAAAAUGUCAUAUGGCAAUGAAAAAACCUUUGUACAGAUCUGUUGUAAUCCUGUUGUAAUAGUUUACAUCUAGUUUUUUUAAUUACUUUUUCCUUUUCGUUGUUUCCCAUUUUCUUUUUCAUUGCCCGAUAAACGUGACUUCCUGAAGUGAACAAAGCAAGGAGCUGCUAAUUGUACAUUAAAAGACACUGGCACUUGGCCUCUAUGUAUAUCUUAAAUUCAUUCUCUUUCCUUCUGUGGUAUAAAAAAUACACCCUCUGCUGAAAUGUGAUGCCUUAGCUAACAACAGAGAUGGCAUAUUGUACAUGCAGAAUGUCUAAUCAGAAGUGCUAUUUUGGUAAGGUGUCAUAUAUAUCGCAUUUGU
Cygnus atratus (black swan) is the source of this 5987-nucleotide messenger RNA. RefSeq names its product MINDY lysine 48 deubiquitinase 4 (gene MINDY4). NCBI's taxonomy places the organism in Eukaryota, Metazoa, Chordata, Aves, Anseriformes, Anatidae. Bases 78 to 2357 code for a protein of 759 amino acids. The record is from RefSeq and is a predicted model, not a curated record. The transcript has 18 exons. Gene Ontology annotation, biological process: protein K48-linked deubiquitination. Gene Ontology annotation, molecular function: K48-linked deubiquitinase activity; cysteine-type deubiquitinase activity.